This is a messenger RNA of Musca vetustissima, 2629 nucleotides long. RefSeq lists its product as uncharacterized. The record is from RefSeq and is a predicted model, not a curated record. Lineage: Eukaryota; Metazoa; Arthropoda; Insecta; Diptera; Muscidae. The transcript has a single exon. The annotation marks the transcript as partial.
AUGAAAAUAUCCGAGGAAAUCCACAUCUUGGAUGACAUUAAAAAGGAGCCAAAUUAUGAAGAGGACGAAAAUCCUGGAGAGUACAGAAUCUGUGACAGUCAACCUGAAAAUUAUCAUUAUAGCCAGGAAGAUGAGACUCAUCCUUUCAAUGGAGUCCAUCAAAUGAUCAUAUCUCAAUACCAAAAUCCAUCAAAUAUGCUGCCAUGCCAACCUCUUAACCCCGAAUUUCCCAUUACCACUGAGGAAGGAGAAAUUUCUUCAAGGGAAUUUUCGAAGUCCGAUAUUCAAUUCAUUCAAAAUGUUUACAACCCAAAUUCUGAGGUUCAAAAUAAUUUUGCUAAUAAUCUAAGUAUUUUGAAUGUUCAGUCUCUAAUCUCCCACGAAUUUCCAAGGCUUCAGGAGACUCCCUCAAAAUUUCCCUCUAAGGCCCCAAAACCAAUGCCGGCUGAAUUUGAUAAGGCCUGUGGUACUACCGUCAAGGAUAUGCUGAAGUAUAUUCGAGAGGGAGGAAAAUCAGGAGCAAUAAAAGGAAAUCAAAAUUUGCAAAGGUCGACGGAUAAGAAAAGGGAUCAAAAUGUUAAUGAACCGCCUGAAGUUCCCUCAAAAUCGUUGAGAAAAAAUCCCAGCCCUAAUCAUACGGAAAAUGGAGAGCUAAAUUUCCCAAUUUUCCCAAAUCAGUUUGAGAAUAAUGUACCCCAAAUAAAUGGCUUUGGUGGGACUCAACAUCCUUUUGCUGUUAACGAAAGUCCCCUUUUGACUUGGUCCCAAUUAUUAGCCACAAAUUUAAUGCCAAUUUGCAUAGCUCCAAACAACAAACCCCCACCCAUUACCAAUGGCACCUGGUUACCCCUGCCAACACAAAAUACCACGGAACGUGAUUUGAAGUCCCAAAUAACUCCGCCACAAUCUCCAAAAAAUUUGGGAUUUUUAUUACCUUUCAACAGCCACCAACAUCACCACCACCACCAAGGUGGCAAUUGUGAAACAUUCUCACAGCGUUCAUCAGCCACCACGACAACAACAACAAUUGGCCAUACAUCAAAUUCGCCCACAACCCUUUCCCAGCCAAGUCGAGAGGUAAUUAACAGCAUAAAUUUAACAAAUAUUGGACAUUCCACAGAUUUGGAGAAAAGUGCGGACAAAAUAAUGACCAAACCUCAGACGAUACACCACACAUCGUCACCACCUAAACCACCGAAAGCUCAGAUGGACCAAAAUAAUGGCACAGCCACAGAUGCUGCUACAGACUUCGCUGAGACUGGAGGGGACUUGAGGGAGCAGCAAAAAUUACUUGCCACGUCUGUGUGGCAUACGAAAUGCAUAAAACAGUCUGGCAUGUCUGAAGUAGAGAAUCUAAGAAAGUCAUUAACCCAGAGUGAAAAUAACAGCAACAACAACAACCACACCAAAGCAGACAUAAGAGCAACAAAUAUUUCCAUGGAAGCCAAGUAUCCGCCACCACCAUCAGUGGCCAAACAAAAGAAAGUCAAUACCAACAAAGCACAGAUGAAAGUAAAGGAAAUACUCAAAAAGAAGCAGCAUCCUCUACAUAUGAUGGGGACACCUACUCCCCCACAAUUGCAUCCUUCCACCCCCUUUACGUCAUCAUCUUCGUGUACUUCGUCGUCCUCUUUCUAUGGUGAGCAAUCCUUAUUUGUGCACAAUAUCCUGGAACGGGAUCGUCUAAUACGAGAGCAUCAAUUAAGACAGCAUUUACUGGAUAGCAGCUCCAACAGCAACAACAACAGUAUCAUACCAACAACAACAAAUACUGAAACUAUUUUAACACCCACAAUGAAUGGCUGCAGCAGAGGUGGUGGCUCCAUGGACAAUUAUAAUAAUUCACGUGUUUCGUAUUUGUUACUUCAACAACAGCAACAACAACAACAUCUCCACCAACACCAUCACAAUCCUCAUCAUUACCACUAUAAUCAUCAGCAGAAACAGCAACAGCCUCUGAGGGCCCAACAAGCCCCCAAUUUUUAUAUUCGGCAAAGAGGAAACAUUGGAAAUUCAACAAAUGUGCAUGAUGAUGUCCUUCAAGGACUAGACAGGACAGAGGGAGAGGAUGCCGAAGAAAAUAUUCUACAGGAAAAUAAGGAGACAAAAGAAAAUGACGAAGAAGAAGAGAAUGAAAAUGGAAUCGUAAAUAACACUAAAUACCAUGAUGAUGAUAUGGUAGUGGGCCAGCAAAAUUCUGCCCCCGUCAAGAAGAUGGAGGCAAGUGGAGACUCAAUCACUGUUGUUAAUCCAACAAAUUGGUAUGGCGAUGAUGAUGAUGUCGAUUGUGUUGAUGACAUUUCAUGUCAACAACGCCGGGCAAACGGAAAGGAAACACAAAAGGAAUUUUGCAAACCAACAAAAGAGGAAAAAGAAGAUGAGAAGGAAACUCUUGAUGAACAGAAUAGUGUUUUAAAUCUUCACAAUGAUGAGCAACAAGGACACUUUUCGAUGUCCUCAACGAAGUCUAUAAAUUCAUCUUCACCAGUUGGAGAGGAGGCGAGCGAGGUGGCUGGAAUAACAUCACCAAAUAAUGAAGUUAUUGACGGCAACAACAGCAUAUCACAAACUUCAAAUGUUGCUGACAGGCAGAACGACACUUCCUUGGCUGUCCUGACUGUAAGAAAAG